UGGACCACCUGUCAAUUAAUUAAAGGGUUACCCGUGAGGGAACCCGACAACUUUGGCGUCAAUAACCAUAUCCUUCCUUGCUCUCUCUCUCUCUCUCUCCAUCUCCUGUGUUUUUGUUUCAGAAAUUCAAUUCCAAUUCAAUUCAAAUUCUCAGUUAUUUCACACUUUUUCUCUUUCUCUCUGUACUCUCACUCUUUUCAUCUGCAGCAACUGUACUUACCAGAUGCUUUGCGUCAUAUCCAAAUACACUACAGGUACCCCCCCCCCCCCCUAAAUACAUUCAUGCUUCUGUGGUCCAAUCCUCCUUUGUAAUUUCCUGAUUUAACACUUUUAUUUUUUUUUAUGUCUGUUUCCACCAAUAAUCCACCCAGAACUGGUGGUGGCGCUGGACAAAGCGGCGGCGAUGAUGACGAUAACGACGCCGGUGCCGGUGUUAGUGGUAGGUGUAAGGAUAUGGAUGAUUCAGAAGAGGAAAAUGAUCAAAGUAAGAAGAUAAAGGGGAAAACGAUAUCUUGUUUUCGGUUUAGGAAGGUUAAAGGGACGUUUUUGAGGAGGAAACAGAAAGGGGUUUCUGUAAAUUCGGAGAGAAGAAGGGAAUUAUAUGGAGGAGGAGGUGGAUGUUAUUUGUGCUUGAAGAAACGGCUGACUUCUGAUUCAGGAGGUGAGUCACAGACGAGUGAUCCUAAUAGCCCCACGUUUACUUAUGAGAUGCUUCGAGUUUUUAUUGAAAAUAAUGAUUUUUAUUCCAAAGAAUGCAAUCCCCAUUUGGAUGUAGCAGAAUCUAAGCCUUGCUCUCUUCAAAAUGAUAAAUGAAAUAUGAUAUCAGAAAUUAUUGGAUGAUAAAGUUUACAAAACAUUGGGAUAAUAGAGCUUAGAGGCUUCGAAUGCUCAUAAUUAUGAUCAUGGCCUAUUAGUUCUUGAUUUGGGUUGCCUCAUUUACCUGCCAAAAUUUGAACUCUGAGGGUUGAAGUAAUUCCAUAGUUGUAUUUUGUGUUUCUAGUUUCUGGCGUAUGAUUCUCAUUUUGUGGAGUUGAAAAUCAUUUCUAUCAGAUUGAGAGGAUAUCUAGUAUAAAUUUGGAAUUGCAAACCAAAGGAAAGCUACGUUUGUGGAUAAGAUUUUUUACUUUUAGGGCAUUUCCCAAUUUGGAAGAGAACUUUUUCAGAAAAUGGGACAUACUGAAUUUAAAUUUGAAAAAGAUUGAGGAGAAGCCAGAGAAACCGUCCGUCCAAUUGCUCUAAGGUGUAUGGCAACUCGAGCACGAGGUAUAAAACUUGAUGGAAUGAAACUAUUCCUUAUGCAAAUGAAUGACGUUUUGCAGUAAUCGCCUUUUGUAGCAACAAUAAUCUUGUAAUUUCUACUUCAAUUGCAUUCUUCAUUCAAUUUUUUGAGCCAUAAUUUGUAUGGUGUACCGGCAACAGUUCACAUUGUAUAUGAAGGUGGAAAUAUUGCAUAUCACUGAAUUAUGUGAUUGAGUUUGAUGUUAUACUUUCCUUUGAGAAA
Molecule: messenger RNA, 1501 nt
Organism: Nicotiana attenuata
Lineage: Eukaryota; Viridiplantae; Streptophyta; Magnoliopsida; Solanales; Solanaceae
Exons: 1
Coding region: 343-813 (156 amino acids)
Source: RefSeq, a predicted model, not a curated record